AUGACCUCCAUCACUCAGCGCCUCAGCUUUUGGCUGUUUGGUAGCGAGAGUCCCCCCCAGGUGCCGCAUCCUCCUGAGAUUACUCCGAUCAUCCUAGAGGCACGCUUAAUGCUCAACCUGAGGGUUCCCCUGAAAGGCGACCCCACGCGGGAAGAAAUCAUCGACAUGGUGAAUGCGUCAGUAACAGACGAAGAACUCCAGGCUCAUGCGUUGAUGGCGAUGAAGGAGAACCUCGGCAUGGAGUUCGAUCGUAAAAUCAACCCCCACAUGCCUGAACCGAAGUACUACGAGAGGAAGAUGGCUUGA
Messenger RNA from Cyclospora cayetanensis, 306 nucleotides. RefSeq lists its product as uncharacterized. The record is from RefSeq and is a predicted model, not a curated record. Lineage: Eukaryota; Apicomplexa; Conoidasida; Eucoccidiorida; Eimeriidae. The coding region runs from base 1 to 306 and encodes 101 amino acids. The transcript has 3 exons.